Messenger RNA from Verruconis gallopava, 1646 nucleotides. RefSeq lists its product as uncharacterized. The coding region runs from base 89 to 1156 and encodes 355 amino acids. Gene Ontology annotation, molecular function: oxidoreductase activity, acting on NAD(P)H. NCBI's taxonomy places the organism in Eukaryota, Fungi, Ascomycota, Dothideomycetes, Venturiales, Sympoventuriaceae. The transcript has a single exon. The record is from RefSeq and is a predicted model, not a curated record.
GGAUAAUCUGCGAAUACACCGAGCACAACCAUGGUCGAAGCUAUAAAGUCGACUCCCCUCUGGCUGUUUGCACCUCACUCGAUUCAGCAUGUCAUCCGCCGUCAUGAGAGCUCUCAUCACUAAGGAAGGCAAGACCGCCGGCGUCGAAACAGUUCCCGUACCACAGCCUGGCGACGGAGAAAUUCUAGUCAAGGUUCAUUAUGUAGCCCAAAAUCCAACCGAUUGGAAGCAGGUUAUGUCCGUUGCUCCGGGAAGAGUCGUCGGUUGCGACUUUGCCGGCACCGUCGCCGACGCCAAUGGAUCUCACUGGCGUGAAGGUCAGCGCGUGGCUGGAUUCGUGCAGGGCACCGCUCCCAAACCUCCUCGGGGCGCCUUCGCCGAGUUUUGCGUUGUCGAGAGCUCCCUUGUCUACGCUAUCCCCGACGAAAUCAGCUACGAACAGGCCGCUGUUAUUCCUCUGGCGUUUGCAACCGCUGUCCAGGCUAUGUUUCAACGCCUGGGCUUGCCAGAACCAACUGACCCAGCCAAGAUCGCGGUCCCCUUACUCAUCAAUGGCGGUACCAGUUCGGUGGGUAAAUACGCCGUGCAACUCGCCAAGUUGGCUGGGCUAUACGUAAUCGCCACCGGCUCCAAAAAGAACCACGACAUCCUAAAGAGCUUAGGAGCAGAUGUAUGUGUGGACUAUAAAGAUGUUGACUGGAUCGAACAGAUCCGCAACGUGACAAAAAAUGAUCUUCAGCGCGCCUUUGACUGCAUUGCCGAAGGUGGUACGGUUGAAUCAAUCGCCAAAGCACUCUCGACAACCAAUGGCGGCCACAUCGUUACCCUUUUGCCAGUUGCCAAGGUCCGUCCAGUAAUAGAAGCCAUGAAUCCUAAAAUCAAGGUGGAGAGCACUGUGGUGUACACUGUUUUUCAGAGACCUUUGAAGUACGGUGCCUUUGAUAACUGCGGACAAGAGACGCUGGAGGAUAGGCGGAUGUGGGAGAAAUACUUAAGCCUGCUUCCCGAGUACUUGCGUAGCGGCAAGAUAAAACCGAACAGGGUGCGUGAAAUGGGAGGCCUAGAAGAUAUUGUCAAAGGUUUUAAGGAACAACAAGAAGGGAGAGUCAGCGCAGAGAAGCUUGUGUAUAAGGUCAUUGAGCAGUCGAAGAUUUAGAAAAGCGAUCUCCUUCAGGAGCUUUUCAACUACGAAUCUUUAAUAUGAUCUGAAAUACUGUUGUCAACACAGCGACAUCACAACAUCUUGAAAUCUUCAAGGUCCCGAAUUAAACACAUGACUCCAAGGUUUACAGAAAAGGGGAAGAAGAGAACCAAUAGGGGUAAAAAUUAAAAAUUUAGAAAAUUGAAGGCCCAAGAUCAACUCUGGAAAAGAUGAUAAGCUUAUUUGAUCGGCUUCCUCAGACUCUUCCAGCCCCGUCAAUCUUAUCUUCUCCCCACAAAUCACACGUCAUUCAAAAGGUUAGUAAGCGGGCAGCGGUAAGUUUGUGACUUGUCCCACACCUUGUACUUUUCCGUCGCUGAAAGACGGCUAUUUUUAGUAAGAAUAGUUUUUGAAAGCUAGUACGCGAGAGUAUGAUCAACAGUAUUAGUUGAUAUUCCCCCAAACUAAGAAGAACAAUGCUCUGUUCGAGUUCGUUUAGUCUCGG